AUGAUAUCUUUAUAUUAUUAGACCUAAAAAUCGAUUACGGUAUCAGGAAUUCAGCUGCCACAUCAUUUUCAACAGCCUUUAGAUAUGAAUUAUGCUCAAUAUAUCAUCCCUUAAUAAAUAUACUUUAAGUUAGAAGUGUUAGAUUAUUAAAUAGUGAUUGCUUCUAUUUACAUAGUGCAGUUGAAGAAUCAUCUCUAAGUCUCAAUCUAAUUUAAUAUGAUUGCAUAAAUGUUUCUUUAAAGAUAAUUACUAAAAAAUUGGAUUAAUGAUAAUGUUCAACAUUCAUUUACAAUAGACAUAGAUCCAUAAGAGUAUAACAGUGUUUUGAGUUUGUUUUAUUUUUACUAUAGCCUUUAUAGGCAAUAUUAGAAUUAUGUUGCAGAUUUAUAUGGAAAAAUAUUUGAGAAAACUUGA
Messenger RNA from Paramecium primaurelia, 414 nucleotides. The record is from the annotation of a GenBank genome assembly. NCBI's taxonomy places the organism in Eukaryota, Ciliophora, Oligohymenophorea, Peniculida, Parameciidae.